Messenger RNA from Drosophila santomea, 3738 nucleotides. RefSeq names its product mastermind-like protein 2. Gene Ontology annotation, biological process: membrane organization; cell projection assembly. Gene Ontology annotation, molecular function: actin binding; phospholipid binding. Gene Ontology annotation, cellular component: actin cytoskeleton; cytoplasmic side of plasma membrane. NCBI's taxonomy places the organism in Eukaryota, Metazoa, Arthropoda, Insecta, Diptera, Drosophilidae. The record is from RefSeq and is a predicted model, not a curated record. The transcript is spliced from 4 exons. The coding region runs from base 28 to 3531 and encodes 1167 amino acids.
CCCGGGAUUAAGUUGCAUCCUGUCGCGAUGAGAACUCUGCCAUUUUUGUUGGCGCUGGCGCUCUUGGCCUUUGGAGUUGCCUCAUCAUCCUCCACCACCAGCACAACCACAUCGGUGAAGCCAAAGACCAAUAAUCCCAAGGCUGAGUCAGAGAAGCCCACCAAGCAGCCAUCGCCAUCGCCAUCCGCAGCUCCAUCGCCAUCGCCAUCUUCCAAGGCCACAAACACCUCCACCACCCGGCAGUCUAAAGCCUUGAAGCCGGGCGAGAAUCGUGGCAAGAGAACGCUCUACGACUUUGGCAAUGCCGGCUAUCUGUAUCCGGAAGUGGCAUCCCGAAGGGCUGGCUAUGUGGACAACGCGGCGAGCUAUUAUCCCCAAACUGGUUACUACAAUGGCCAAAGUGCAGUUGCUCAAUAUCCCGGAAGCUUUGGACCCGCCUAUGCUCAAUAUCCUCAGUACUUGGAGGCGCCAGAGCCCAUCAUCGAGAUCAUCAUCAAGGAUGCCAAUGAAACACUAGCCGAGGAGCCCGCCCAGCCCAUUGUGACCAAGAAGAAGAAGAAGAAGGAGAAGGUGCACGUGUUCUAUGUGAACUACAAGAAGGAUCAGAACAACAAGCUGCAUCUGGAGUCGCCGAUUGCCUCGCUGAACAACGACGACAACGAGGAGGAAGAGGAGGAGGAGGAAGAGGUCAUCCAGUAUCCGGUGACGCCCCUGCCUCCGGUAAAGUCCACCACCCUGCGCACUAUUAUCCACCCGGACUCGGAGAAAUACCACAGUAACUCCGGUAUUCAUGUGUCGUUCGGAGCGGAGAACAAGCACCAAACAGGUCACAUUCUGGAGGAGCACGAUGCCGAGAGCAUUCAGCGCCAAGUGGUGGCACUGCCGCCUUCGGUGUCCUCCAAAUCGGAGGGCAGCUACGUGAGCAAUACCCGUGCGGAUUACGGACGAGAGAACAGCUUUGGAUCCCGGCCAGGUCCCAUUUCCAAUUUGCUCUUUGGCAGCAACUACCAACAGUCAUCAGGAGUCAACUACCAGCAGCAACAACAGCAACUGCCCACGCAGCACAGCAACAACUACUUUAGGCCGCCGGCGGCUCUGGUGGGUCCUCCCCCCAACUAUCCGAAGCCAGCAGCCCAGCAACAGGUGCAGCAGCCACAUCGCCCCAGCAUCACCCAGCAGCAAUUGCCCUCCACUUCAUCGCAGACCAUUUUCAACAAGCUGGUGCAACAGUCGCAGUUCUACAUCAACCACAACCAGCAGUACCCACAGCAGCAACAUCACCAGCAGCAGCAGCAGCAGCAUCAGUAUCAGCAGCAGCAGCAUCAGCAGCAGCAGCAGCAUCAGCAGCAGCAGCAGCAUCAGCAGCAUCAGCAGCAACAUCAGCAGCAACAUCAGCAGCAGCAUCAGCAGCAGCAUCAGCAGACACAACAGCAGCAUCAACAUCAACAGGCACCGCAGCAACAUCAGCAGCAGGCCCCGCAGCAACAGCAGUACCAGAAACCUCCGCAUAAGCAGGUCCAGGUGCCAUUCUUUCCCACCAUUCCACCCAAGAGCGUGACCCCUGCUCCCUAUCAGCCCGUCAAGUUCCGUCCCACUCCGGCACCAGUGGUCCAAGCGAAACCCCUGCCCCUGCCCGUCAAACUGGAUAAUGCCAACUACCAACAGCAGCAGCAGCAACACUAUCAGCCGCAGCAGCAACAGAAGUUGCCGCAUCAACAGCAAUCUUAUCAGUUCGUUCGCCAGCCUCAGUUUGUGCAUCAGCCACAGUUUGUGGUGCGUUCCCCCACUCCACCCCCAGAGUACUACACCCAGCAGAAGCAGCAGACACAGCAGCAUCAUCACCAGAGCGCUCUCAACUACUUCGACAUCAAGCCAUCGAAGGAGACGGAGUUGCUCAAGUCCAUUCCCAAGUUCGAGCAGCACAUCACGGAGACCGUACAGAAUCCCAUUGCUGCCGCGCAGCAGCCACAGCAGCAAUAUCAUCAGCAGCAGGUGCAGCAACAACAGCAACAGCAGCAGCAGCAGCAGCAGCAGUUUGCUUAUAGCAGCACGAGGAAUGAGGUGAUCCACGAUGUACCCGCUCCCAACUUGGGACCCACUACUUCGCAGCACAUCUCCGGCCACUAUAUAACGGCUGGAGCAUCUGGUGUCCAGCAAGCGCAGCAAUUCGGCAGCUUUCCCAGCGCAGCUCCCACGCAGCCACCCGUCUACGCAGAGUCCACUCAUGGCCAGAAAGUGAUGGUGGUGACCCCAGUGCCUCCAUCCUCCAACUAUGUGACCUAUGGCCAGUACUCUCAGACCGCUAAUGAGCCUGUGGUCCACAUUAAUGCCCAGUCUGCGGCUCUGCAGGCUCAGGCCAGCACCAACUUCGCCCAGCAGCCCAGGCAGCCCGCCUCCUCGCUGAUCAGUGCUCCAUCCUCGGAUAACUCGCCCUUCAGUGUGUCCACCUACCACUCGGACGUGUUCAAGGAGCUGGAGCAGCGCAACCAGAAGGAUAAGAAGUCGCCACAGCAGGUGCAACAUCAGGUGCAACAACAGGCUCCACAAAUUGCUGCAGCACCGGUUCCUGCUUCUGUUCCCGCUCCAACUUCCACUCCUGCCACUGCUCCAAAUGGCAAGGCCUCGCAGACCCUACUGCAAUUGCCCGACGAAGUGCCUGAUGAUCUCCGCCAGCAACUCUUCUCCUCUGGCAUCCUGAACAAUGCCGAUAUCUCAAUCUUGGACUACGACAAGCAGGGGGAUAUUGCGCUGGAGAACCUGCCCGCCGAACAUCUGCAGCACUUCUAUGGAGCCGGUGGUGGCGCCCAGAUUGCCGAGACCAACAAGGUUUUGACCGUGGUCAAGCCCAAUGGCGACAAGGUAGCCCUUAGCGAGAAGCAGCUGGACCGCGUGAAGCAGUCCAACUCGCUGCCCCAGAAGCAGGAUCUCGAUGUGAAGGUGGUGCGCUAUGAUGCCGCUCAGGGUCAGAGUGUGAGCGACAAGUAUGUGCGCACCGAUGCCACCGUGGUGACCCCGGUGGACUUGGCCGAACGACAACAGUACAACCGCUACCUCCCUCUGAAGAUCAACGGAGCACAGUUUCCGAUUCCCGACAGCGAGGAGCUGCUAGGCAAGCGAAUUGUCAGCGUGGUGGUCCUGGCUCCCGUGGAGGCUCAGAAUCCUGGACAGGCUGCCGGUGAGGCGAGGAGUGCCGAUGGCAAAGAGGUCAAGUUCCUGGGCGGUGAGCUCAUCAAGACGCUGGUGAAGAAGCCCACCAAGGAGAACUUCAAGCGCUGGCUGGAGAAGGAGGCGCGCACGGAUCUGGAUCUGCAGUCCGUCGUGCUGCUGGUGGCAAAAUCCACAGAUGCAUCCGCGGAACAGGAGAUCUUCAUGUACGACAUUGGAACGGGCAGCAUAAACCGCCUGAACGGGGAGCUGUCCAGCACGUUUGUUAACGUGGCCGAGGAGAACGCCAGCAGCGAGGAUCUGGAGCACGCCGCCACUUUGGACCACAGCUCGCUGGAGUCCAUGAUGCAUCUGCGCCGCAGAUAGACAUCGCUAUCGAGUCGAGUCGCCGCAGUCCAAACAAAAUGCCAUUUAGCUACUCAACUAGACAUGAUCAUCGUGUGCCCCUGAAAGACCCUCUGGACUUUAACUUCUUCCUUAGUUUUUUCUUCUCUUUUCCCAAACUGUCCUCAGGUUGCACAUUUUCCACUGAAAAAGAAAUCGUUUCAUUGAUCACGGCAUUGCAUUCAAAUC